This is a messenger RNA of Ctenocephalides felis (cat flea), 896 nucleotides long. Its product is annotated as gremlin-1-like. The transcript is spliced from 2 exons. Gene Ontology annotation, biological process: animal organ morphogenesis. Bases 1 to 702 code for a protein of 233 amino acids. The record is from RefSeq and is a predicted model, not a curated record. NCBI's taxonomy places the organism in Eukaryota, Metazoa, Arthropoda, Insecta, Siphonaptera, Pulicidae. Gene Ontology annotation, molecular function: BMP binding; receptor ligand activity.
AUGACCCAUGAGAUGUUACCUGUAUAUCGGCUGGUCUUUCUCCUCCUCGGCUGCUCGAUGCGAUAUUCCCAUUCUGCAACGAGUUCGCAUCACAGGCCGCUUCUGACGUCAACAGAUAGUAUUCUGGACAUCAUCAACACGCAGGCAGUAGAGAGACUAAUCGCCGAACGAAGGCAGAAUGAAUCCAGAUCACCGCCACUUGUUCGAAAUGACUUAGACGAUCUACCAGAAUUAGAAGAUCCAAAUCUAGAUGACGAGUUGUUUGCUGCACGUCAAGAAAUCGCCGCUUAUAAAGGUCACAAAUUGUUGAAGAGUAGUAAGAAUGCUUUGUUGGUCACCAGGAAGGAGUAUUUGAAAAAAGAUUGGUGCAAAACUGAACCAUUAGUUCAGCGAGUGCGUAUGGAAGGUUGUCAACCCAGGACUGUGAUCAAUAGGUUUUGUUAUGGCCAGUGUAAUUCCUUCUACAUACCGCGGAAUCCUAGGCGAGGUAGACGCGGGAGGAAAAUUGUGGAUGAUUACUCCGGCUCUGAGGACGAGGAUGUGGAUUCAGGAACGGCGUUUAAGUCUUGUGCUUUCUGUAAGCCUAAGAAAUUUACGUGGAUCACUGUUACCUUGAGGUGCCCGCAGCUAACGCCUCCGAUGAGAAAGAAACGCGUUCAGAGGAUCAAGCAGUGCAGGUGCAUCGCAGAACAAGUGAAUUGAGAAAUGUUGCUUUAAUGUUAUAUUUUUCCUCACUGAAUGUGAUAAAGUUGCUGUCGCUGACGCCGAUAGUUCGGCGGCAAUAAGCAUAUGCGACAUCUUGUGACCGAUGAAGACCGCCUUUGAUUGUUGUGGUUCACACACAAAUAGUGAAGUGACAGUUGGCGCAAGAUCAACAGAAUUUGACAAUGUAUGAA